This is a messenger RNA of Exophiala oligosperma, 1967 nucleotides long. RefSeq lists its product as uncharacterized. The transcript has 2 exons. NCBI's taxonomy places the organism in Eukaryota, Fungi, Ascomycota, Eurotiomycetes, Chaetothyriales, Herpotrichiellaceae. Bases 211 to 1821 code for a protein of 536 amino acids. Gene Ontology annotation, biological process: transmembrane transport. Gene Ontology annotation, cellular component: fungal-type vacuole membrane; plasma membrane. Gene Ontology annotation, molecular function: transmembrane transporter activity. The record is from RefSeq and is a predicted model, not a curated record.
CGAGACCCAGGGCGAUCGAGGCUCGUUAGCUAACUUCUCCGACCGUCCUGGUCCAAAUCUUCAAAUAUAUAUCAACGAUACUGGGCUCGGGGGAUCAGCCUCAUAGUUCGUCUCCCUCCCUCGACUUCCUGUACAGCUCGUCUUUCCUUUGACACUCUGACAGCUUGCAAUCCUGCUGUCCCAUAUCAGGAUUCGCCAACCUUUUAAACCAUGGCCUCGGUCGAGUCUUCUUCGUCGCCUACGAUCGGCGAGUCUAAAGAUGUCGUCGACAUUGAAAAGCAGGCGAAUAUCACUUCUUCGGACGACAGCGAGGUUCGCCACGGAAGCGUGACUCCAGCCUACGAAAUUGCUCGGGCCCGAGAGAUCCAGAAUUCCAUCACGCCUCUUCGCUGGCUAAGCAAAGGAGAGUUAUGGCUGGAUGAAAAGAUGGGCGUCGAGACGCAAGGUAUCGACCGCAUCCCCGAGGAUCAGAAAAAGCCGCCUUCUAUUCUCAAUGCCUUUUUCAUGUGGUGGUCUAUGACCUGUCAUGUCGGGACCAUCCCCAUCGGUGUCCUGGGUCCUGAAAUGGGUCUGACUCUCGGUCAAUCCGUCGCCGCCAUCGUCGUCGGAACCUUCUUGGGCGCACUUUGCCCGUCCUAUACUGGUACACUCGGGCCCAAGACGGGUCUUCGACAGAUUGCCACCUCUCGAUACUCGUUCGGCUUCUGGGGCGCCAAGCUCUGCAGUGUCCUCAACGUCAUUGUUGGUGCCGGAUUUGCUGUGGUCAAUGUGGUCAUCACGGGACAAAUGCUGUCUGCGGUGAGCGACUACAGCAUGACCGUGGCGGUUGGUUGCGUUAUCGUGGCCGUCAUCUCAUACGUCGUCUCGGUGUUUGGAUUCUCAAUCAUUCAUACUUUUGAAAAGUACAGCUGGAUCGUAUGUUUCAUCCUAGUCUGUGUGCUGUACGGGCAAGCCGCACCACACGUUGUGCCUUCGGCACCGGGUUUCGGAACGAACCUUGAGGUGGCAGGCUCCUGGCUGAGCUUCAUGGCCAUCUGUUUCUCGAGUGCAUCUGGUUGGUGUUCGAUUGCUGCCGACUAUUACUGCAACUAUCCGGCCAAGACGAAGAGCUGGAAGAUCUUUGGCCUUACCCUAGCGGGUCUGACCAUACCUACCACCUUUAUCACCGUCGCCGGUGCCUGUAUCGGCAAUGCUGCCUUGUUGGCCGCUUACCCUCCAUACGCAGACGCAUAUGAGAAUCACAGCCUUGGUGGUCUUCUUCGCGAAGUCUACCAUCCUCUGGGAUGGAGCAAAUUCUGUCUGGUGCUCCUGACAUUCAGUGUGCUCGGCAACAACAUCGCGAUCAAUUACUCCUCGGGUCUAUCCAUGCAGCUUCUCGGCCACUACUUCCAUGCCAUUCCCAGAUUCAUCUGGUCGUUCUUGGUUGCCUUGGUCGUUGCCAUCCUCGCUAUUGCUGGUAAAGACCAUCUCUCGACCAUUGUCUCCGACUUUGUAUCCUUGCUGGGAUAUUGGACCAUCUCUUUUACGCUCAUCCUUCUGCUCGAAGAUCAAUUGUUCCGCAAGCGAUCGGGUGAAGGUUACAACUUGGAGGUGUGGGACCAGCCAUCAAAACUGCCCCUGGGUAUCUCUGCGACCCUGGCAUUGCUGUCUGGCUAUCUAGCAGGUGGUGUCACUGGUAUGGCUCAAGUUUGGUAUGUCGGUCCUAUUGCUCGUUAUUUCGGCACGUAUGGUGGCGACGUCGGUAUUUAUUUGUCCGGUGCCAUUACGCUCGUCGUGUAUACCCCAUGUAGAUGGUAUGAGAGAAAGAAGACUGGCCGGUAGUCUCGGGACACAGAAAAUAUCUUACAUGGGUGUUUUGCUAUUUUCGACCACUUGAACAUCAAGAUACAUGUCUAAUUUCAAACGUUUUGUUUCCGUGUGCAGCUCAUGGUAGUUUAGAGGACUCUGUGAAAAUGGAACAAAAGUUU